Nannospalax galili (Upper Galilee mountains blind mole rat) is the source of this 2784-nucleotide messenger RNA. RefSeq names its product pleckstrin homology and coiled-coil domain containing D1 (gene Plekhd1). The coding region runs from base 953 to 2473 and encodes 506 amino acids. The record is from RefSeq and is a predicted model, not a curated record. The transcript has 13 exons. Lineage: Eukaryota; Metazoa; Chordata; Mammalia; Rodentia; Spalacidae.
GACGGAGCUUGUAGCCCUAGGGAGCACCGCCCAGGCGCUCAGAUAAAUCACUAACACAACUGCACUGACAGCUUGAGGUUGGCACCGAGUGCCAAAGACACAGCCUGCCACGUUCCAGGAAAAGAAAUCCGAUCUGGUCCAGGCAGACGCGGUGGCGCAAAGUGAAACCCACCUGCGGGGGCGGGAAAGAGCUAUUAGCCUUGAUGGACCCUCCUCCCCGGGCGGGCCCGGAGGCGCCUACCGGCCGCCUCCCUGCGGGAAGAGGUACGGGUGUCUCUGCUUUACAGGUGAGAAAAAUCACUGCUCAGUAGCUUACAGAGCCAUUUAAAGCCUGAUUUGGAAUCCCAAGACCAGUUCCCUAACACCAAGCCCACCCAGAAGCGAGCAGGUCACUCCCGCCCACCACAAAGCACACCUGGCCUACGUUUGGAUGUAGGCACUGCCCACGAAAGGGAACCGAGGGAGCACUGGGAGCCCGGGUGGGGGUGGGGAGGUGCUGUGGCCAAAUCCUGAGCCCAGUGACCGGCCGGGAUCUUCCGGACUCACUGAGCCGGGCCCUGCAGCCGGCGCCCGCCCUGAUUGGCGCUCACCUGCCACUCCCAGCCAAUCCGGGCCUCCAGAAUUGGGGCUGCCAGCGCGGGAGGGGGGAUGCUGCGGGCUCUACCGAGCUGCCCUCCCCGGGAAGUUCCCGUCCGGCCCGCGGCGAUCCCGAGCGGCGUACCCGCCGCCGGCUGCACUCCCCACGCCCCUCGGCGCCCCUCUCGGUGCCCCGGGUGCUUUGAUGCUGCGGCUGUGCGGUACCCGCUCCCGGUCUCCGCUCGCUGGGACGCGCCCCGAAGGUGCCCCCGAGCCGUCUGCGCUCGCGGUGCCCUGCUGUCUCCUGAGGUCCUCCCAGUCUCUGCCGGGCCGGUGAAGAGGGUGGGCCUGGUCCGGGCAGCCCCGCCAAGGCAAGAUGUUCACGUCCAAGUCCAACUCCGUGUCGCCAUCACCGUCCCUGGAACAGACCGACGCGGAUGCGCUGGACAUCAGCACCAAAGUGCAGCUCUACGGGGUUCUGUGGAAGCGGCCGUUCGGAAGAUCGUCGGCCAAGUGGUCCCGGCGGUUUUUCAUCAUCAAAGAAAGCUUUCUGCUUUAUUACUCUGAGAGUGAAAAAAAGAGCUUUGAAACCAACAAAUACUUCAAUAUACAUCCUAAGGGUGUCAUCCCACUGGGUGGCUGCCUGGUAGAGGCCAGAGAAGAGCCCAGUAUGCCCUAUGCCAUGAAGAUCUCACACCAGGACUUCCAUGGGAAUGUCUUGCUGGCUGCUGAAUCUGAGUUUGAGCAGACACAGUGGCUGGAGAUGCUGCAGGAGUCUGGGAAGGUGACCUGGAAGAAUGCCCAGCUGGGAGAAGCCAUGAUCAAAAGCCUGGAGGCCCAGGGGCUGCAGUUAGCUAAGGAAAAACAGGAGUAUUUAGACAAGCUGAUGGAAGAGACAGAAGAACUGUGUCUUCAGAGGGAGCAGCGAGAGGAGCUCGAGCGUCUGAAUCAGGUGCUGGAGGCUGAGAAGCAGCAGUUUGAGGAGGUCGUGCAGGAGCUUAGAGUGGAGCAGGAACAGAUCAAGAGGGAGCUAGAGCUCACUGCAAGAUGUCUGAAGGGUGUAGAACAAGAGAAAAAGGAACUGAGGCAUUUCACAGAAUCCUUGCAGCAGACACUGGAGGAACUCUCCAUAGAGAAGAAGAAAACCCUAGAGAUGCUGGAGGAAGAUAAGAACCAGUCACAGUCACUGGCCAAUCAGAGCAAGCAGCCACCUGCCAGUGAUGAUCUCCAUAGUAACCUGAGGCAGAUAGAGGAGCGAAUGCAGCAGCUUUUGGCAGAGAAACUCCUGGCAGAGAAGCGGAUGAAGGAGAAUGAGGAGCGCUCACGGGCCCUGGAGGAGGAGCGGGAGUUCUACUCAAGCCAGUCCCAAGCCCUACAGAACUCUCUGCAGGAGCUGACGGCAGAGAAGCAGCAGGCUGAGCAGGAGCUCAAGGCUGAAGUGAAGGUGCGUAUGGACCUGGAGAGGCGACUGCGGGAGGCAGAGGCUGCCUUGCGGAGCCUGGAACAAGGGCUUAACUCCAAAGUGCGGAAUAAGGAGAAAGAAGAGAGGAUGCGGGCUGAUGUGAGCCACCUGAAAAGGUUCUUUGAAGAAUGCAUCAGGAAUGCAGAGCUGGAGGCCAAGAUGCCAGUCAUCAUGAAGAACUCCGUGUACAUUCACAAGGCAGCCACUCGUCGCAUCAAGAGCUGCCGUUUCCACCGUCGCAGGUCCAGCACUUCCUGGAAUGACAUGAAGCCAUCCCAGUCCUUCAUGACGUCCCAGCUAGAAGCCAACAACAUAGAGGAGCUGAAGGAGGUGGCCAAGCGGCUCAGCAGAGACCAGCGCUUCCGGGAAUCCAUCUAUCACAUCAUGGCCACCCAGCCUGGGACUUCCUCUGCACUUCCCUGGGGUGGGAAGUGAUGGGUGCUCCUCCUCUGCCUCCCAUCUUUCCUUGGUGAGGCAGCACAGGGAGGCCUGACUCUCCCUGGGUCCUUUCCAUCAGAGCAACAUCUUGGGGAGGGUCACCUUCACUCUCAAGGGACAAGGGUGACACCUCCCUCAGCCACACCUUGAGCCUUGAUCUUGGGUCUACACUAGGUGGUGUGGGUCCAUGCUGGCUGCUACCUGGUUGUCAUGGUGAGGUGAGGAUGAGGCCUGACUGUGUGUGAUGUCUGUUGGUCAGGGAGUUGGGUAGAGAGAGGCUAUCUACUCCGUGUGGGCAGGCCCACUGG